Trichechus manatus latirostris (Florida manatee) is the source of this 633-nucleotide messenger RNA. It is a transcript of the gene PLA2G2F, whose product is annotated as phospholipase A2 group IIF. Gene Ontology annotation, biological process: negative regulation of T cell proliferation; lipid catabolic process; phospholipid metabolic process. Bases 1 to 633 code for a protein of 210 amino acids. Gene Ontology annotation, molecular function: calcium ion binding; phospholipid binding. Lineage: Eukaryota; Metazoa; Chordata; Mammalia; Sirenia; Trichechidae. The transcript has 5 exons. The record is from RefSeq and is a predicted model, not a curated record.
AUGGCAGAUGGGGCACAGGCCAACCCCAAAGGGUUUAGGAAGAAGGUGCUGGUUACAUACCCCUCUGGGUGUGGGGUCUUGUGCUUCAGGGCCUCCUCUACUUGGAGAACCUCCAGGUCUAGCUUGGGUAUGAAGAAGCUCUUCACCAUUGCCAUCCUGGUGGGCAGUGUUCUGCGCGCAGCCCAGGGCAGCCUGUUCAACCUCAAGUCCAUGGUGGAAACCAUCACCGGGAGAAACGCCCUCUGGACCUUCAUGGGCUAUGGCUGCUACUGUGGGCUGGGGGGACGAGGCCUGCCCAUGGAUGGGGUGGACUGGUGCUGCCACGCCCACGACUGCUGCUACCAGAAGCUCUUUGACCUGGGCUGCCACCCCUACGUGGACCCUUAUGAACACACCAUCGAGAAUAAUACGAUUGUCUGCAGCGAGCUCAACAAGACAGAAUGUGACAAGCAGACAUGUGAAUGUGACAAGAAGGUCACUCUCUGCUUCCUGAACCAGACAUACAACGAGAAGCAUCGCAACUAUCUCAACGUCUACUGCCAGGGCCCCACACCCAACUGCAGCAUCUCUCAGCCACUCCCUGAGGAGGUUGCCUACAGACAUGUCUCCCCGGUGUCUCCAGUGCUUUCCUAG